AGAAACCUAAAAAUAAAAUAAAGAGAGGAAAAAUGAAAACAAAAAGCAAAACGGUUCUCUCCAAAGUCCAAAAGCAAAAGCGAACCCCUCCUCUGAUUCCCGAAGAAAGCACCGUAUUCAAUGCUUACACAAGCAGCAUUAAACGAAGUGAAAAGCUAAACCUAAACCCUCUUAUUUCUCUCUCUAACACAUCCUCUUUUUUAUUUAGUUCGUUCACCUAACUGUCCCUAUAAAACCCAAAACAAAACCCCACACCACACCACACCCAAGUCCCACAUCUCUCUAAUCUUUCCUUUCAUGGACGCUCUGAACUUCCUCAAGUUCUGGAGACACGCCACCAUGACCACUUCCUCCGAACCUCAUCUGGUCGUCGAAACCGACACUGAAUCAGACGAAGACGACUCAUUCUUCGACUUGGAGCUCACGCUACCCGACUUCGACAACUCCAAAGAAACGACAACAACAACAACAACCGAACCCAAAGACAACGAUGUUAUGCCUAAGCCUAAGACAACACUUCCUCUGUCUCCUCCCGAGCCUAUCUCCAAACGAAAGAUCCUCCCAAUCGAGCCUAUCUCCAAGCCUCAAUCUCCCAUUGCGCUUCUCAGGUCCGCGCCCAGCUUCAGAAUCUUCAUGUUCAGAAAGCGGAACAGAAUGCCUCAACAGAAAACAGAACACGAACCCAAGAAGGAAGCUAAAGUCUUCGCGGUGAAACUCCACGUUGACGAUUUCCGUUCCUCCCCCGCGCUCAGCAGAGACAACAGCACCAGAAGCUUCGGGAGCAAGGUUCGGAGUUGCAGCCACGAGGAGCCGAAACCGGAGCGGUUCUCCAAGGAGGUGCUGCGGAAGUACCUGAAGCUGAUUAAGCCUCUGUAUGUUAAAGUCUCGAAGCAGGGGGAGGGGAUGAGGGUGGUUUCGAAGCAUUUGGGGAAGAGUAGGUCGGCGUCGUCGGCGGUGGGCGGAGUUGGUUCUCCGGCGAAUAGGAGCGAUGAUACGCUGGCGCAGCAGCAUGAUGGGAUUCAAAGCGCCAUUCUUCACUGCAAGAGGUCCUUCAACUCCAGAGAAGGAUCGAUGUAUUCGGUGAGAAGGUCUUUCGAGGGGGCAAAAGUGUAAUUUUUGUAAAGAAAAGGGAAAGGGAAAGGGAAAGAGAGAGGGAGGUGUGAAUGUGAUGAUUAGGUAGUGUACAUUAAUGUUAAUGGGGCAUUAUGAAAAGAAUCAAAGGGAUCUUCUACUGUAGACUAGUCUGUAUCUCUGUCUUUGCACUCUGCUUGAGGUUUAUUUUGAUUUGAUCCUCAUAAUCAUUCAUGCCAAUUGCCAACCACAUUCACUUCCAUUUCCAUCUCAAUUCUUAACUAAUGGAAUGGAAAGGAAAGAGGGGACAAGUCAAUGGUUCACACAUCAAAUACUAGUUUAUCACAAAACUAUACUAUUUAUUUAUUAUCAUCAUUGCGCGCUUUGGCUGUGAAAUACUCAUUCUUCUUCUAUGAUGGUAAUGCGCACUGCAUUCGGUAUCAAAUUACUGGCGCAGUAUAUUAAAAGUAACGUUUCAUCAGAUGCCAGGAUGAAACCAGGACAUCCAUGAUGCUAAAUGCCAGGAU
Cajanus cajan (pigeon pea) is the source of this 1598-nucleotide messenger RNA. Lineage: Eukaryota; Viridiplantae; Streptophyta; Magnoliopsida; Fabales; Fabaceae. The record is from RefSeq and is a predicted model, not a curated record.